Selaginella moellendorffii is the source of this 1935-nucleotide messenger RNA. RefSeq lists its product as uncharacterized. Gene Ontology annotation, molecular function: oxidoreductase activity; FAD binding. NCBI's taxonomy places the organism in Eukaryota, Viridiplantae, Streptophyta, Lycopodiopsida, Selaginellales, Selaginellaceae. The record is from RefSeq and is a predicted model, not a curated record. Bases 1 to 1935 code for a protein of 644 amino acids. The transcript has a single exon.
AUGGCGCGGGAGAACGCUUUAAACAGAUCUAAGCCGAAAGGAGGGAGAAAGAAGAUGAUCCUUGCGUGGAACGAAGCAAUGUGUGAUCGAUCUACUCGCAAAUCCCUCCUCCUCGCGCUCUUCCUCCUCUUGCCCGCUGCAAUCGCCGCCACUAGAUGCCGCUGCACUGCCGAUCAAUCGUGCUUCCCAAACGCCAAGCACUGGGAGCGAUUCAAUCUCACAGUGGGCGGCGCUCUCAUCCAGGUCCGCCCACCAGCGUCACCCUGCUAUGACGCCGACGGUACCGCGCAGUGCGCCACCGCGCGGGCCAAUUGGCACGACAGUGCGUGGCGCUCCACCCAAGUGGGCGCGGCCGAGCACCCAAACUGGGAGGCCUACGGCACCCAGAGCUGCCCGCUCCCGCCGAACGGUACCGCGCUGCCCUCGGCGUCAUCGUGCUCCCAGGGCUCGGUCCCCGUGCUCGCCGUCAACGUCUCCUCCAUCUCGCAGGUCCAGGCCGCGAUCCACUUCGCUCGGCAGCAUUUCUUGCGGAUCGUGGUGAAGAGCACGGGCCAUGACUACCUCGGGCGGAGCUUCGCGCGUGGAUCGCUCAGCAUUUGGACGCACAAUCUCAAGAGCAUCCAAUUCAGCGAGGAAUUCGUCGAGGAGGGCUGCGAUCCCCAUUCCAGCGGCGCCUCGGCAGUGGAGGUGGGCGCUGGCGUCCAGUGGCGCGAGCUCUACACCGCCGCCCACGCCCAAGGGAAGCUCGUCGUGGGUGCGCUUAGCUCCUCGGUGGCUACCGGCGGCGGUUACGUACAGGGCGGUGGGCACAGCCCGCUCUCCGCGGCGUACGGCCUCGCCGCCGACAACUCGCUCCAGUUCACGAUUGUGACGCCCGACGGUACCGUGCGGUACGCCAACCGGUGCGUUAACCGGGACCUUUUCUGGGCGCUACGCGGCGGCGGCGGCGGCACCUUCGGCGUGGUUACCGCGGCGGUACACCGCACGUUCCCGGCACCGAGCAACAUUCUCUCGGCGGUACACGUGCUUGCCGCCAGCGGCGUGGGGAGCUACCGCCAGCUGAUGGGCCAGUUUACCCAGCUUAGCGCCGCGCUGUACCGCCAGGGCUGGGCGGGCUACUUCGUGAUGGGCGGCACCUCGCUGACUCUCCGCUACCACGCGCUCACCCAGACCACCGCGUUCCACGACCAUAGCUUUGGAUCGUUCCUGGAGUGGAUCGCACGUCACAACGCCACGGUCCGCGCGGUGGGCGGCGGCGUGCGAUCGUAUCCCAGCUUCCUGGAGUGGUACAACGACACGAUGUGCUCGUUCUACCCGAGCGCCACCGGCGGGGGGAUUUGCAACGACGAUCUCGGCACGAAUCGAGUGCUCAUCUCCCGCCUCGUCCCCGCCAACGCAAUCGAGAGCUCCGGUGGCGAGAUCAGCGACGCGCUCGUCACGCUGUUGCAAUCCAACGCGACGAGCAACGCGAUCCUGGGCGUGGCGGUGAGCGGCGGCGCGGCGGCGGCGGUGGCUGGAGACGCAGUCGCGGUGAAUCCCGCUUGGAGGCAAGCGCUGUGGCACAUCACCGCCGAGAGCUCCUGGGAUGAAUCCUCCUUGUUCGCGAGCUCUUCCACUUCCAAUUCAUCGAGCUCGCCUAGUUCAUCCUCGCCCAGCUCGCUGGAUUCGCCGGCGAUUGGAGCGUCGAUCCGCGAGAGGAUGGAUCGGUUGACCGCCGCAAAUGCCCAGUUGAGGGAUCUCACGCCGUGCUCGGGGGCGUAUUUCAACGAGGCCGAUUAUAACGAGCCAGACUGGCAGCAAUCGCUCUUCGGGAAUAACUACCAAAGGCUGUUGACUGUGAAGACCCAGGUUGACCCUCGUGGACUGUUAGUCUGCUGGCACUGCGUGGGCAGCGAGCAUUGGUCAACAGAUUUGAAUUGCCCGGCUUUAUCUUAA